CCUGCCAGGCAAUGGGGACAGGGAUGAUGCUGAGCUCCUGGGCCACCUCUUCCAUUGAAGAAGUGGCUGAAGCGGCUCCAGCUGGCCUUCACUGGCUGCAGCUUUACGUGUACAAGGACCGGGAGGUUACCAAAUCCCUCGUGAAGCGUGCGGAGAGAGCAGGCUACAAAGCGAUCUUCGUGACGGUGGACACGCCAUUCCUUGGCAGGCGCAUUGAUGAUGUGCGCAACAAGUUCCAACUUCCUCCCCACCUCAGAUUAAAAAACUUUUCAAGCAGCGACCUGGCAUUCUCCUCAGGGAAAGACUUUGGAGAAAAUAGUGGACUAGCUGUGUAUGUAGCCGAGGCGAUUGAUGCAAGCGUCAACUGGGAGGACAUCAAAUGGCUUCGAGGGCUGACCUCGCUGCCCAUUGUCGCAAAAGGAAUCCUCAGGGCUGAUGAUGCUAAAGAAGCUGUAAAGAUUGGGGUAAAUGGUAUCCUGGUGUCAAAUCACGGAGCACGACAGCUUGAUGGGGUCCCUGCAACUAUUGAUGUCUUGCCUGAAAUCAUUGAGGCUGUGGAGGGGAAGGUGGAGGUGUUCCUAGAUGGUGGUGUAAGAAAAGGCACAGACAUUCUCAAAGCGUUAGCUCUCGGUGCCAAAGCUGUAUUCAUCGGAAGACCUCUCAUCUGGGGCUUGGUUUAUCAAGGUGAAGAAGGAGCAAAAGAAGUUCUCCAGAUGCUGAAGGAAGAGUUUCGCCUGGCAAUGGCACUGGCAGGAUGCCAGAGAGUAGAAGAAAUUGGCAGGACACUGAUACGAAGACAUCAAGUAUUGUUUUCCAAGAUUUAG
Molecule: messenger RNA, 824 nt
Organism: Phaethon lepturus (White-tailed tropicbird)
Lineage: Eukaryota; Metazoa; Chordata; Aves; Phaethontiformes; Phaethontidae
Product: hydroxyacid oxidase 1-like
Exons: 6
Molecular function (GO): oxidoreductase activity; FMN binding
Source: RefSeq, a predicted model, not a curated record